Molecule: messenger RNA, 513 nt
Organism: Clunio marinus
Lineage: Eukaryota; Metazoa; Arthropoda; Insecta; Diptera; Chironomidae
Source: the annotation of a GenBank genome assembly
GAACUUGAAGAUUUACCGUCGAAAUUUAUGAUUCGGUGUCGCGAUGUUGUAAUUUUGUGUGCAUCUUUCUCAUUUACAAUUGCUGUUGCAUGUUUCAUGAUAUUGUACAUCAACGACAAUCAAUGCCAAAAUGCAUUGGAAAUUGAGAAGAUCGUUGAGAAAAUUCUUAUUGAACGAGACUUGCAAUUAUCAAAAACAGUUGAAAGAAAUUUUGAUGCAAUAAAAGAUGAAGAUGUUGAAAGAAGUAAACGUGCUAUCAAUGAUUACAGAGUUCAAAAGCAUGUAAACACGGGUGGCGAAGGAUCUGUAGUGGAAUUCUUUAAUCCAAGACUUCGACCUGAACUGGAGAAAAACGACACUGAAAUUAUGAAGAAAAGUGGACUAAAAGGUGCAGCACCGAAAGGUGACUCUUGGGUCUGGUUGACAUCUUACAGUCGAAUUCCUUUUGAAGCAAUCGAAGGGUUUUGCAAGAAAACGAAGGAAUACUGUCCACCAGGGCCAGCGGGAUCGUAA